Molecule: messenger RNA, 829 nt
Organism: Astrephomene gubernaculifera
Lineage: Eukaryota; Viridiplantae; Chlorophyta; Chlorophyceae; Chlamydomonadales; Astrephomenaceae
Source: the annotation of a GenBank genome assembly
CUUUUUCCUCUGGGCCUCUUCCUCCGAGAGCUCGUCAAAAUGGCGACCCCUGCUGAAGUGAAGCUGUUCGGGAAAUGGUCUUUUGAGGACAUUGAGGUCCAGGACAUUUCCCUGGAGGAUUACAUUGCUGUGAAGACCAAGUAUGCGGUCUACGUCCCGCACACCGCUGGUCGCUACCAGAAGAAGCGCUUCCGGAAGGCGCUGUGCCCGAUUGUUGAGAGGCUGGCCAACUCCCUGAUGAUGCACGGCCGCAACAACGGCAAGAAGCUGAUGGCGGUGCGCAUCGUCAAGCACGCCUUCGACAUCAUCAACCUGCUGACGGACCAGAACCCGAUUCAGGUGCUGGUGGACGCCAUCAUCAACAGCGGGCCGCGUGAGGAUGCCACGCGUAUUGGCUCUGCGGGUGUGGUCCGCCGCCAGGCUGUGGAUAUCUCGCCCCUGCGCCGCGUGAACCAGGCUAUCUACCUGCUCACGACCGGCGCCCGCGAGGCUGCCUUCCGCAACAUCAAGACGAUUGCGGAGUGCCUGGCUGACGAGCUGGUGAACGCCGCCAAGGGCUCGUCCAACAGCUACGCCAUCAAGAAGAAGGACGAGAUUGAGCGCGUGGCCAAGGCCAACCGCUAAAGCAGUCGCAGCAGGAGGGAGCAGGAGCAUGUGUGUGGCUCGGGCUGCUGCUCAGCGUCGCCGGGGGCACGCUGUUGUAACCCAAAGACACACUUGUCCGCUCCGGUUUCUCCUUAACUUACGCGCUGAAUGCAUGUAAUUGCAUAUGCAUGCAUUCAAUGCACGACAACGGUAGCACCUCUCAUGGUUCCUACCACAGCACCCC